CAAAUACAGGAAGCCCUUAACAAUUCUGUGGAGCGGCGUGAGGAAAGUUAGAUUUCCUCUCUGUAUUUUUGAUAGGUUUGAUUUGCUUGGAAUGUGCAAGGUGUAAUGAUCUGCACUGCUUACCUGCAGCUCUUGCUUGGAGACCUUCCUUAGCAGCGUUUUCAUUCUGAGGACAAAAGCAAGCCAAAGGAUAAGAAGAACUGCAGCUUUGGGCUGUUGAAGUUGUUUGGUCAUUGCCAUCGGGAUGCAAUUGGAAUGAAUAUAUUUACCUCUUUUAGUUAACCCAGCAACAUGGUGUAUCUAAUUUUGUUCCUGACAGUUAGGGCUGGUUUCUGGCCAGUAUGAAGUCCGCAAGGAGCACGUGAGAAAGGCUGUCACUGCUGCCUUGUGCACCUGGGCCUGCAUUAGGCCUUGUCACAGGUAUUACAGCCAUGGCUUUGGACCUCCCAGCCCGAGCUGUCCUCACACCGGCAACCCCAGCUCCAUCAUGUGCCUGGCUUGCUCUGUUACAAUUGGUGCAGGGACAGGCGUCCUCCUUGCGCCUUGUCAGGGUAUGCAAGGCACUCACACUGCUCAAAUGUGGAGUGGUUCCUGUAGGAGCUCUUGUGUCUCCCCUCCCUCCCUGGAGGUUUUCAGGAACCAUGGAGAUGUGGCACUGAGUGACUUAGUGGCUUUGUGGUAUGGUGGGGACGAGUUGGUGGUUGGACUUCAGAGGUCUUUUCUAACCUUAACGAUUCUAUGGUCCUUCAGCCAUCCACCUUUCAGUAUAGACACGACCCAGGUGGCCUUUCCAGCUACCUGCUGUAACCAAUGAUUACUUUAGGGAGAUGGAUGUGCUGUACAAAUUUCUAUCCCCGCUCUGCUUGAUGACAGUUUCUCCUAACCAUUAAGUCUCCCGUCCUUGCGUGGAGGAGUCUCCCCCUGAAUUUUAUGUAAUCCAUUUACUCAAGAUAUACACGUUUUGUAAGAUAUAUAUAUGCGUGUGUGUAAAGCUGAAAGGUGCUUCAACAAGCAGGUGGGAAGUUGGAUGUUGGGUCUUGUUUGAUCUGUAAUCUAGGACAAAAUGUUGAUAAAUAUGUUUUACUAAUGUAAUGAGCACUUUAAGGCUCAUCACUUAAUGUAUUUUAAUAACUGUGGUGGCAGCCAGAACUUGCUGCUGGAUGAAGUGCUCUCUGGAGACCAUGUAGAAAAGCUGGGCAGAGGUGUUGAGUCAGGAAAGUGUGAGUGAGUUCCCGUGCCGGGCUCUCAGGAAGCGCUGACAUGUCCCACACGCUCUGGGCCAUGCUGGGGUGUUACUGCUGCGACCAUGCUGAGCUCUUCAAUCCCUCCAAGCUCUGCUUCGGUUUCCGUGUCCUGUGUGACAUCACGGCACAGCAGUGUCACGCUGCGGGGGUUCUCCUUGAGGGGCCAUUCUGCUGCACCAGGAGCAGUCCGUCUAGGAUCUUUUCAUGAACGUCCUGGCUGCCAGCAGGAUUUAAAGUGGGAGGCAACUCAUGACCACUAAACUGUGACGGUUUUGAAUUCUCUUGCUUCUGGCUGUUUGGAAUAACCACUGGGCUGCUGUGGAGAUGAAUGGAGAGCAGCAGCAUGAUGCAGAUGCUGGUUCUGGUGUGGAAGACAUGGAAUUCAAUUGGGAUGAGUAUCUAGAAGACACAGGAGCAGUCGCAGCCCCUCAUGGGUCUUUUAAACAUGUGGAUACCAGUUUGCAGAAUGGUUUUACCCCUGGUAUGAAGCUAGAGGUUGCUGUCAAGUCUGACCAAAACACGUACUGGGUAGCCACCAUCAUUACUACCUGCGGACAGCUGCUCCUCUUGCGCUACGAUGGUUACGGGGAGGAUCGCAAGGCUGACUUCUGGUGUGAUAUCAUGACAGCUGACUUGCACCCCGUCGGCUGGUGUGAGCAGAACAAGAAGGUUCUCAAAGUGCCUGAAGGUAUCAAAGACAAGAUACCUGACCAGAAGGAAUUCCUUCAGCGAGUGCUGAAAGGAGCAUGCAGUGCCCCUGCUAACCUGCUGGAGGGGCUUCACAGAGGGAAAAAUCCAUUGGAUCUCAUUGCACCAGGCUCCCGACUAGAACUCCAAAACUCCCGGGAUGCCCUGGAGGCCUGGAUUGUCAAUGUGGUAGAAAAUGUUGGUGGGAGACUGAAGUUGCGAUAUGAAGGGCUGGAGGAUUCUGACAAAUUUGACCAGUGGAUAUUCUACUUGGACCCUUUCCUUCAUCAAGUGGGAUGGGCAACUCAAAAUAGAUAUAACCUGCAACCACCUUUAGCCAUUAGGUCUUUGAAAAGUGAAGCAGAUUGGCAAGAAAUCCUGAAGAAGGUAAAAGAGGAAGAAGAGGAUUCAUCAGUUCCUACAGAUCUCUUUAAGGAUAAACCUGUGAUUGGAGUGCAUUCAUUCUCUGAAGGCAUGAAGUUAGAAGCUGUGGACCCAAUGGCUCCUUUUGUAAUCUCUCCUGCCACGGUUCUCAAGGUAUACAAUGAAAAAUAUUUCAUGAUAGAAAUUGAUGACUUGAGACCAGAGCGUACAACCAGCCAGUCUUACAUUUGCCAUGUCAACAGCGCUGGUAUUUUCCCGGUGCAGUGGAGUCUGAAGAACGGCUUACAUCUCAGUCCCCCACCAGGUUAUCCUGGGCAGGACUUCGAUUGGGCGGACUACCUCAAACAGUGUGGUGCUGAGGCAGCUCCCCAGAGCUGCUUCCCUUUGUUAACUUCUGACCAUGGAUUUAAGGAGAAUAUGAAACUUGAGGCUGUGAACCCAGUUGAUCCUGAGGAAGUUUGCAUUGCUACAGUCACCAAGUUGAAAGAUUCCUACCUCUGGCUUCAGCUGGAGGGCUCCAAGAAGCCCAUCCCUGAUUGCAUAGUGAGUGUGGAAUCGAUGAAUAUAUUUCCAGUGGGCUGGUGUGAGACGAAUGGAUAUCAGCUCAGACCCCCUCGCAAAGCAAUAGUAAAUAAACAGAAAAAGAUUGCAGUAGUUCAACCAGAGAAACAAAUUUUGUCUUCAAGGACAGUUCAUGAUGGACUAAAGAACCAGGAACUAAACUCUUCAGAUUCAGUGGUAAUUAAUGGAAAGUACUGCUGCCCAAAGAUCUACUUCAACCACCGGUGCUUCUCAGGGCCUUACCUUAACAAGGGCAGGAUUGCAGAGCUUCCUCAGUCUGUGGGACCUGGGAACUGUGUUCUUGUUCUGAAAGAGGUUCUCACUUUAUUGAUCAAUGCAGCGUACAAACCCAGCCGUGUCCUGCGAGAGCUGCAGUUGGAUGAAGAUGCUGCAUGGCAUGGGCAUGGAGAGACCCUAAAAGCCAAGUACAAAGGGAAGAGCUACCGUGCAACUGUGGAAGUUGUGAGGACAGCAGAUCGGGUGGCAGAUUUCUGCAGGAAAACAUGCAUCAAGCUGGAAUGUUGUCCGAACCUCUUUGGUCCUCAGAUGGUGUUGGAUAAGUGUUCAGAGAACUGCUCCGUCCUGACAAAGACUAAAUACACACACUAUUAUGGAAAGCGGAAAAACAAGCGGAUAGGUAGGCCUCCGGGUGGCCACAGUAACUUGGAAGUAGCCAUGAAGAAACCAAAUAAAAGACGGAAGAGACGAAAACAUUUUUUUGUUCAUAAGAAAAAACGUUCUUCUACUUCAGUGGAUAACACUCCAGCUGGAUCUCCCCAGGGCAGUGGAGGAGAAGAGGAGGAUGACCAGGAUGAGGUAGAUGAAGAAUCUCUGACUGGGGAUAGUACAUCAGAGCAGCAAGAUGAAUUGCUUGAGGAAUCAGAAGUAUCAGAGAAAAAGUCACUGACAUCCUCUCCUACACAGAGUGAGCUGUCUCAUUCUCUGACUCAGGACCGAGACAAGCGGAAGAGGAAGUUUCGGACCUUUUCUUUUUCCGAUGAAGAAAACAAGCCUCCUUCGCCAAAGGAAAUAAAGAUUGAAGUUGCUGAAAAGCUGCAGCUGGACAGCAACCCUCUGGAAUGGAGCGUGGCUGACGUUGUGCGAUUCCUCAAAUCCACUGACUGUGCACCACUGGCGAGAAUUUUCCUCGACCAGGAAAUUGACGGCCAGGCACUGCUGCUGCUGACCCUGCCGACCGUUCAGGAGUGUAUGGACUUGAAACUUGGGCCAGCUAUUAAACUUUGCCAUCACAUUGAAAGGGUUAAACUUGCUUUUUACCAGCAGUUCGCUAACUGAGAAGCAGUCAAGUUGAAGUGAACCUUUGAAGCACAACCAUGCUCCUUUCUCUCUAUCAAGGAAAGCCAAAUAAAGCUGAACUGGCAACCUAGGAGCAUCAGUCAACCUCCGUUUUUCACUUUGAAGAAAAGACAACAUCUGGAGGAAAAUGCCAAUGCAAACACAGGGGCUACUCUACCAGCUGCCAGCUUGGGAACGCAAUAGUCUCUUGCUCUAUGGUUCCCUUUUUUUAAUGUAUUUUUUAUUGAUUACAGAAAAGUCUCCUCUGGUGGGAAGUGACAUUUCAAUAGUUCUGUUGGCACAGAACUUUAAAAGGAGAAACGGAUCCUGUUUACGUUCGCAUGCAGGCUGCCAGAAAUAACCUUUCUGUAUUCCUGGUGAUUCACAGAAUCUCCAUCCCUCCCCAUGGACGGACACUUGCUUUACCACAGCACUGGCUUUGGAAUGUGCUUGUUGCACAUUCGUUUGUUGAGUAUUUUGAUGAAUUUGUUCAUUGUUAGGACAGCAAUGUGACCACAAGGUUCUGAAUGUACAGUAUAGCAAGAGUGUGAUUUGUUUCUUGUUCUGUUUAGGGUUGUUUUGUCUUUGUUGUUGGGUUUUUGUCUUUUUUUUUGUUUUUACUACCUCUGUGGCCUGAACAGUAGAAAUGGUGAACUAAAAAGGGAGGGAACUACUUCUGGAAAAUUCAUAGGUAGCUGCACAGCAGUCUCUCUUCUGUAGGCAUGUCAGAAAUACAAAGCAGUAUAAGCAUAUAGAGCUUCUGUUCCAGAGCUUUAGCAGGAACCUGUGCAGGCUUAACUUGGGUGUUACCUUAUUCUCAGAUGUCAGAAAACAAUUAUUUUGCACUUCUCUGGCAGAUAGGCUAUGGGGAAAAAAAAAAAAGGGAAGGAAAGAGAAAGAGAAAGUGCCUCUGCAUUUUCUUUAUUUUAGUUUUCAGAUAAAGGAUAUUCUCUUUAUUUUGCCCUUUAGAAUUCUGUGAAGUUGUUUCCCUUGUCUUAAAGAACUGGGCCAUGUAACCGUGCCUGCCAGAAGCAUUUUUUCUUUGUUACCUGUAAGACUUCUUGGAGAAUACACUAAGAAAACUGCAAUCAGUGAGGACUGCAACAUAGCUCUGCCAGUGUUUGCAUAAUGGAAACUAUCUUAAGAACAUGACUUUGUAUUUUUACCUACUUUCAGCUUCUCAGGAUCAGACUUGACGAUGAUGUGGGGGUUUGGGAAGGGCUUUUUGUGUUUUUUCUAGAGAAAAGAAAAAAGACCUGAGGGGCAUCUAGUUUCAUCAGUAGACCCACAGUAGGAUGAACUGCUGAUUUUAAUUUUCAGGCAUUAAGCCCAAUCAGCCACUUGCUGUGGUCCUGUGCUUCACGCUUGAAGUAACACUGCUUAUCUUACUUUCCAUUAAAGAUGUGGGAAAUUUGCAUCAGGCUUGAGAUCUGCUUCACAUAAGGAUUAAGUUUCUGAUGCUUUGCAUUCAUUUACUUUACCUGUUCUCACCAGUAUUUGGAGGAGUGUGGGCUGGAGCUUUGUGAAAUCAGGAAGUGUGCAGCCCUGGUCCUUUCUCCUGUUCAUUUACCUUUUCACAGAAAGACCCUGGCAUACUAAGACAUUUGAGGUAGAAAGGUGCUUACUGCAGGGAUUUCUUUAGGAAAGACGCAUUUGCUAGUUUCCAUGUGGUUACUCUGAUCAGCAGAUGAAUUCAAGCUUCUCUAAGGCUUAACAUGAUAGGUUAUUCUGGUGUUGGGAGCUGGAGAUUCACUGAAGAGAUCAUCUUUAAACUUAGAGCUGAGUUUGCACAGUCUGUCUGUAUCCACCACACAUGCUGAGGGGAGUGACAACCAAUGAAAACUGUUUCGAGUAAGCAAAGCUACAUGACUCAUUUUGAUUUCUUUUGCUGUGAGCCCCUUAGAAUAACUACCUCAUCAAGGCAGAACUAUUUACAGAAGUGCUAAAAUCAGAAUUUUUUUUUCCAUGCCAGAGUCAAAAUGUCAAUGUCAGACAGUAUACUAGCUCAGUAUUUUUGAAUGAGAGGGCAGGCAGUGUGUCAUUAGUUUUUCUUCCCAGAUUAUAAGCAGAGUCUGAAAACAAAGUUAAACUGAAAACAAAGUGUCACUUUUUCUUCCCUGCACCACGUAUAUGACCAAUAAAAGGAUGUCUUGGCUCAUGUAAUCCUCCUGUACCCCGUUCCCUUAGUGCAAGCUCAGUGAGAAGCAGUUAUGCCUGAAAAGUUUUGUUUUUUUUUUUUUUGUUUGUUUGUUUGUUUUUGUUGAAAGAAACCUUGUUUCUUUGCUAUCUUGAGAAAUUUGACCAACAGAAAACUUCUGGGCAGGAAGAUGAUGCUUUUGGAUCAUAUUUGCCAUUCUUCAGGGAUUCCAGAAUUCUCUUGCGUUGUUAAAGAAGCUGGUACCCAGCAGAUUUAUUUGCAUAGGCAAGAGAUGUUAAUUCCAGAUAGAUGUCUUUCUGAGUAGCUGUCAGGAGAGAACAGACCUUAAAGGAUAACUUAGUCAACCUCUUAACAUGGCACCAGGGUUUAAAUACAAAAGUCAUACUUGUUUCUAUUCAGCAAAUUAAACAGUCAAUUUCAGAGGUUAGUGGGGGACUUACUGGUCACCUUUGGCAUGUCUUAUAGGCUGGAUUUUUCUGCCUUGUUUUGGGAGGCACUGACAGUCUGGUCCCAAUGGGAUCUGUUUUUGUUGUGAUUUUCAAAAGGGAUGUUUUCAUUAUUUCUGAAAUGUUUUUAUGCUGCACACAGGUACUGUACACUCUGUUUCCUGGAAGAAGAUGCACUCUUUUACUGCUGGAUUUUAAAAGGGAUAAUUGGGGCUUAAUCUUGAUGGGUGGUGUUUCUAUACAACUGUUUCAAGUUUGUCUUUCUCUGUGUGUGGCAGAUAACACAACCACACUUAUAUUUGUUCAUCUUGCAGCAGUAUGACUUAAAUCAGCACACAUGCUGCUUUAGUUGUUCUCUUUCUUCAAAACUGGGUUUUUGGGUAGCUCGAUGCCCGAAUCCUUGGCUUCAGGAUUAUAUUUGUGUUUUACCAGCAAGAAUUGCUGGGACUUCAGAAAUUCAAUUUCGCUUCAGAGGUUUGUGCUGUCCUCUACUGUUUCCAUUCAUCACAAAACAUGACAAAGCUGAAGUCCAGGAGGAAGGCAGUAGUAUCUUGCAAAUGGCUUCAUUACAAUGAAAUGAGCCCUCUACUGGGCCUCGUGUACUGUUAAUAUGGAUGGUAAAAGGAGAUGCUACUUAACUGACCCAUUGAUGGCUUAUACUCUUGUCUGUCUGUCUCUUUUGUAUGCAUCAUACAGCCUUGGUUUGCACAUCAUAGCUUUAGAAACCUGGUGGUGCCUCUGCCUGGCUCUCAUACUAUGAUAAGCUUAGCCUCACUGGGCAGCAAUAUUUCGCUGUUGAGUUACUGCAGUGCGCAGAAUCAACACAAGCAACCCAUAAGAGAAAUACCUGACCUCUAAAAAUGUCAUGCAAGGUUAAUGUAGUAGAAUGAUCCCCAAAGGCAUGAGGAGCUUGCUGUUCACCUUAAGCUGAAAGUGACCCUUCCAGAAGAGGAAAGGUGCAGCACUAAGCCCUUCUGCAAGUUGCUCUUUGAGAAAGAAAGAACGAAAAGGAAAUUUGUUUGUGUGUGAUGUAGAACACUGAGGAUGUUUGAAGUCUCUUCUGGGAUUAAUGGAAACAGUACAGAGUUCAGAGUGGUUAGGAUUACUUUCUUCUGUCAGAACUUUCAGCAUUAUUUUGUUGUUGCUUUAAACUUUGCUAGGGUUUAUUCUUGAUUCUGACGAUGCUUUAAAGGAGGGAGUAUUAAGCUGCUAAGUCCACAAAAGUGUAAAUGUAUUUACAGUAGAUUGGACUGAGCACUCCAUUCUUAUGUAUAAAGUACAAAAAUGUGGCAAAAAGAGAGGUGGCUUGGGAGAUUUUUGAAUGUGAAUAAAUAGGCUUCAAAACUGUCAAGCUCAGAUUGGAGACUGAAUACUUUUGAACCAAACCAGUUGCUAGGGGAGAGGUUCUUAGAUGAAGUAGCCUUACCAGAAUGCCAAAAAUAUGACGAUUCUAUAUAAAGCUACUCCUUAAACCAGUCUGUCACAUGGUGGCAGACUGGUAACUGCCUACUGUGAGCUCAAAUUAUCGAAAAAUAAGCAAGCACAAAGACAUAGGCGCUGUCAGGAGACUUCAGAUGUUGGCUGAAGGCUCCAUUUUAAUGGGAUUGUGUGCUGAACCACCUUUCAGAAUGCUGCUGAACUUGCCCAAGCAUGCAUAUAGCCUUGUUUUCAAAGGCAGCCUUAUGGGUGAAGGAUUGCAAGGGGACUUGGGAACAUCUGAUACAGCAAGCCUCUCUACUGUUGUAUGUUUUUGUUGUUGUUGUUGUUUGUUUUUUUUUAAUGAUGAUAAUAAUCUGUAUGAAAUGUAGUGAAAACAACUUACAUUUAGUGGCACUUUGUCUCCAUGGUCAUUUCUAGCUUCUUCAGAGUUGCAUCUCUUGUCCCAAAAUGCACCAGACAAUAAAGAUGGAUUUUUUGAUGGGAAGAUGAAGUUCCCGUUAGGUGCAAAGCCAUCAGUGUCUGGCUCAGCUUUAAGCCAUGGGAGUGAGCAGGUCUUGCACUGACAAAACUCAGCCUGAUGGCACAACGGUGGGCACGCGGCCUGCAGAAGUCCUCCAGCAUUGCACAGUUCAAGAGGAACAGGCCUGCUGCUUGAGUCAUGCUCAACUUGUGUGAAUGAACAAUGAGUUCUGGGCACAAAUGGUUCUUGCCCACUCCCAAAAGUUGUUGAACACCAGUUUCCAAGAAACCUUGUGGAAAAAUAAUAUUUCUGGAGGCAUCAUGUUUCUCCACUCGUCUUUGAUUCCUUUUAUUAUUAUUUCUGUUUAAAAUAAAUUAAAUAAUCUUUGUAGACAAUCAGAGGCCUUUGGGGAGACUUUGCCCUAAGGGGUACCUGCUCUCCACGUGUGGGCUUGUUUCUUAUACUAACUCAUUGGAACUGAUGCACUUUUCCUGUAUUUUGCCUUUUUUAAUUAGCUGCUUAUUCUUAAACAAAGAUUUAAAUGCAUAUUGUGUUGUGUCCCUUCUACUUCUUUUUUUAUCCUUCUUUAACUUUUAAAUAUAUAUAUAUAUAUGCAGUGAGACUGAAGUACUAAAUGGAAGAGAAACAUGAACCAAGAAAAUAUGCGUAUUAAGUCCCACCAUUGUUUGAGCAGGUGUAACAAUUUAAUCAGAGAAUUUUUUAAAAAAUAUUUUGGAUGGAUAUUUUGCUUGUUUUGUCUGUAAAUAAUGUACAUAAGUUUGUGGUAUAUGACGGUUUAAAGUGGUUGUAAGAAAAAUUAAAAAAAAGAAACUGUUAUUGGUGUAGUUGUUAAUGCACCAAAGAA
Molecule: messenger RNA, 9541 nt
Organism: Numida meleagris (helmeted guineafowl)
Lineage: Eukaryota; Metazoa; Chordata; Aves; Galliformes; Numididae
Gene: SFMBT1
Product: Scm-like with four mbt domains 1
Exons: 21
Coding region: 1569-4172 (867 amino acids)
Biological process (GO): regulation of DNA-templated transcription
Cellular component (GO): nucleus
Molecular function (GO): histone binding; transcription corepressor activity
Source: RefSeq, a predicted model, not a curated record